AUGGCAGAAAAGAAGGAAAGUGAAAACGCAAACAACGUGAUCAAAGCAAAACUAGGCGAAAUCAAUCUGGACAAAUUGACACAGAAAAAGGUUGACUUGAUUGAGAGAAACUUGGAUGAAAUCACAGAUGGAGACAGGCUGAUACUGCGCAAAAUAGUCCAACAAAGAGCACUGAAAAUCUACUGGGGAACAGCUAUCACCGGUAGACCGCAUAUUGCGUACUUUCUGCCCAUUUUGAAACUACGAGACUUCCUUGAGGCCGGCUGUGAGGUGACUGUGAUGUUUGCUGACAUCCAUGGGUUCCUGGACAACCUCAAGGCACCCAUUUCCAAGAUUGAGUCACGAUACACCUACUACAAGAAGCUUAUUACGACUAUGCUGGGAAGAAGCCUGAGAAAUGGAACUGGUUUGGGUGGAAUCAGGUUCAUCAAGGGCUCUGACUUUGAGCUGACUCCAAAAUACACGUUUGACGUGUACAGGAUGGCAUCGUAUACGACAGAAAGAGACUGUAAGAGAGCAGGGGCCGAUGUGGUGAAACAGAGCGAGAAUGCCCUUCUUUCAAGCAUGCUUUACCCAAAUAUGCAGGCACUGGAUGAGGAGUACCUUGGGGUGGAUGCCCAAUUUGGUGGAUCAGACCAGCGUAAGAUAUUUAUGCAUGCUAAGACAUUUCUACCCAAAUUGGGAUACAAAAAGAGGAUUCACCUGAUGAAUCCGAUGAUGCCUGGGCUGAAUUCAGAGAAGAUGAGUUCAUCUGACGAAAUGAGCAAAAUAGACAUGCUGGAUACGAAGCAGCAGAUAAGUAAGAAGAUAGGAAAGUGCUUCUGUGAGGAAGGAAACACUGAUACUGGUGUACUAACAAUAUUCGAAUACAUCUUGUUCAACUACUUUGGUAGUGUUAAGGUGAGUGGGGUAGAAUACAGCACAUUUGAGAUGCUGAAGGAUGAGUUUGGGAAGAAGGUGAUUCAUCCUGGUGACUUGAAGAGUGCCUGUUCGUACUACGUGAAUGAGAUGGUGGCACCAGUGAGGGAUGUGAUGAUGGAAGAGACUGAGAUGAUUGAAGCAGCGUAUGGGAAGAUAAGUAGGCAAUAA
Messenger RNA from Enterospora canceri, 1089 nucleotides. NCBI's taxonomy places the organism in Eukaryota, Fungi, Microsporidia, Enterocytozoonidae. The record is from the annotation of a GenBank genome assembly.